AAUUUUCCGACGAGUAUUUCAUGCUUAGUGUAAUAUACAUCCAUUUAUGAAAAAUACAGGGUCUGCGUGCAAGUAUAGCACUUUAUAGCAUAUAUAUAACUUCGCAAAAUAAGCUGCUUAAUUUAUGUAUUGCAGGAGUUCCACCAUGCUUUGAGAAUCUGGAGUGUGUGCUUACAGAAACAAAUAGCGUAAUAGAGUCCUAGUUUCUGUUGCAGCCUGAAUCCGCGAAUCUCAACGCGAAAGUAUAGUUGCAAAUGUAGCGUGAUGUACGUUCGUCAUUGCAAUAACUUGUAUGUCUUAUUUCCGAUGUCGCCGAAAAUUUAUAUUAUGUGAUUAAAGUCUUAGCCCCGCAGAGAAAAUUCUAGUCUACUUUGUGUGUGAAUCAGAAUAUUACGAAUGAACUAUCUUUUUCCGCCGGCAAUAGAUUAUUCAUUAUAUUGAGUUCCCAUGACUCAUUACGUGAGUUGUUGCCAACAUCAGCACGCAACACAACAGCAGGUGACACAGAACUUAGAAGUGCAGUAAUGGACUACAAUAAACCUGUUUGGAUUGGAAAAGAGGGAACAAAUGAAGUAUGUACUGAUCCAGACUUUGUGUUUUUUCUGAAUGUGAGGUCCGCCCCCAGUAGCUGAGUGGUCAGCGCGACAGAAUGUCAAUCCUAAGGGCCCGGGUUCGAUUCCCAGCUGGGUCGGAGAUUUUCUCUGCUCAGGGACUGGGUGUUGUGUUGUUCUAAUCAUCAUUUCAUCCCCAUCGACGCGCAAGUUGCUGAAGUGGCGUCAAAUCAAAAGACUUGCACGUGGCAAACGGUCUACCCGACAGGAGGCCCUAGUCACAUGACACUUACUUCUGCAUGUGAGGGUGCUUUGGAUCUUUCUAUUUCAGUUUCAGUAAUUCGAUCUCAUGGUAAUGAUUUUUUAAUUCUUUUGGUUUAUCUUUAUGUUAAAGUAUUUAUGAUUGUUUUUUUAUCCCGUGUUGUUUCUUAAACAAUUGUUGAUGGUUGGUUCAGCCUUUGAUAUUUCUGUCAAGUUUUAUUUUUAUGAUUUGUGUAUAUUCAUAUGUUGUUUUGAAUAUAAGUACAGGGUCUGGCAUAAAAAACUCCCCGAUUACAAAGUAACGUGCAGCGGACAGUAGAAGGAGCAGAGUGGUGGGGGGCGCGUCGUUAAGUAGCUGCCUACGUGCCGUUUUCAGUGUACGCCAUGGCGUGGUCUGGUGAACAUCGUGCCUUCGUAGUGGAAGAUUUUAUUCAAAAUGGUGAAUCGCCUAUUAAUACUCAACGUGCUUUUCGCGUUCGCUUUGCGCUCGGACGACGGGACCCUGCUCCCGAUAAGAAAACAAUUUAUUCUUGGGUUGCUAACUUUCGUGAGACAGGUUCCGCAUUAAAAAGGAAACCACCUGGACGACCACGGACUGCAACAGGCCCCGGAAAUGUUGAUGCAGUUAGAGCUUCAGUUCAACAAUCUCCUCGACGAUCUGCUAAAAAGCAUGCGGCAGCAUUACGGAUAUCUGAUCGAAGUGUGAGAAGAAUCUUGCAUCGAGAUCUUAAAAUGCAUCCUUACAAAAUUGUAACUACGCAGGAACUGAGUGAACGAGACUGUGGUGUCCGUGUAAGUUUGUGCCAAGACCUUCUUCGGAACAUUCGUCCCAACGAUAUUGUGAUUUUUUCUGAUGAAGCACACUUUCACCUUGCCGGAACAGUGAACAGCCAAAAUUGCAGGUACUGGUGUGAACACAAUCCCCAAGAACUUCAUCAACGACCACUUCAUAGCCCUAAAGUAACAGUAUGGUGUGCUGUUUACAAUUCCAGAGUGAUCGGUCCUUACUUUUUCGAAGAAAAUGACAGGAAUUUAACCGGUAACAGUGAACGCUAUUGUGCCAUGCUCUGCGACUUUCUCCAACUGCAACUAAGGGAGAUUUUUGGUGAAAUAGAGAACGUGUGGUUCCAGCAAGAUGGUGCUACUGCCCACACAGCGCAGCAGUCACUGGCAUUGGUGAAGGAAAUGUUUCCUGGACAUGUGAUCUCGUUGCGUGGAUACAUUGGCUGGCCCCCACGAUCGCCGGACUUAACGCCCUGUGAUUUCUUUCUUUGGGGCUAUUUAAAAGCAAAAGUUUAUGAACAACGUCCACAAUCUUUACGAGCCCUGAAAGAAGCAAUUACACAAGAGGUUGAAGCUAUUCCACCUGAAAUGACUCAAAGAGUAAUGAAUAACUUCAGGGAAAGACUCAAACAGUGUGUCGACAGUGCAGGAAGCCAUUUAAGGGAUGUUUUAUUUAAAAAGUAAGACCAUAAGAGUAUUUUCUAAAAUGGCAUAAUAUGUACUUUUAUUUAGUAUA
Molecule: messenger RNA, 2331 nt
Organism: Schistocerca nitens (vagrant locust)
Lineage: Eukaryota; Metazoa; Arthropoda; Insecta; Orthoptera; Acrididae
Exons: 3
Coding region: 1197-2279 (360 amino acids)
Molecular function (GO): nucleic acid binding
Source: RefSeq, a predicted model, not a curated record